GUAUACAUACAUAUACAUACAUAGAUACAUACAGUCUCUGAAUUCAGACCCCCAAACGGGAUAUUCUUCGCAGCUAAAAAACGCCAUGGGACAACUUCUUGACAAGUUUCAAGGAAAGGAAUGGAAAGAAAAACAGAUACGUAUAAUUACCGACAAAGUUUUCAAUCGUGUCAAAGAUGAUGCAGGAAGGCCUACUCUCACAUUCGAAGAGCUCUACAUUGCCGUAUUACUUAUAUAUAAUGAUCUUAACAAGCGUUUGCCUGGCCCCCAUUUCGACCCCCCUACUAAGGAGCAAAUUAAGACCCUCAUGCAGGAGAGUGACAUUAACUUUGAUGGUGAAUUGGACCGUGAAGAAUUUGUGAAGUUCAUACGACGCAUAACGAAAGACACGUUCAUCAGUGUGAGUCAAGGAUUAAUAAUUACUCUUGCCGUUGCUCCGACAGUGGCUUUGCUAACGAAGAGGACUUGCGAGAAUGUGCCAGGUGUCGGCAAAGUGGUCCAGAAAGUACCGAAUUCGAUUUACGCUUCGCUUGUGACACUCGUCAUUGUUGCCUUUCAACAAGGUGCGGAGAGAUCGUAAUUCAUAAAUGGUACACUUCUUUUGUUUGUGUACAUAGAAUUUCAAGAAAAUAAAAAAGAUUUUCAAGAAAAUUCUUCUCUUCUGGAGAACACAACUUGUAAAACUUAUUGUGUGGAUUGGUUUAUAUAUCUGCAUUUUUACGAAGUGUUUCGAUUUCC
Molecule: messenger RNA, 738 nt
Organism: Erythranthe guttata (spotted monkey flower)
Lineage: Eukaryota; Viridiplantae; Streptophyta; Magnoliopsida; Lamiales; Phrymaceae
Product: Calcium-binding EF hand family protein
Molecular function (GO): calcium ion binding
Source: RefSeq, a predicted model, not a curated record